UUAACAGAUCAGUAUUUCAUACGUAUUUACCAAUGAAUUGUGGAGAAAUGGGGAAAGUUGUCACAAGUCAAAGGUUUAAUUACUAGUUUUCCCCCUCAAAUUGUGUUCCUCAUACGGAGUAUUUUUCAUAAAUGUCAUGUGUAUUUUUUUUUUUUUAUACAAUUCAUUUUUCAUCUUGCAGUUUUAUAUAUUGUUUUGGCCUUUACAAUUUUUUUUUAUUUUUAUUUUUUUACCGUUUUCAUUUUGCAUAAAAGCCUUUCACUAGCAGCUAUAUAAUAUGGAGUUUAAUAGCAGGCUCCCAUUGUGACCACUUAUUUCAUAUAAAAACUUGUCAGUAUAAGUUAGUUUCCUGGGUGGAAAUGGCGGAAGUGUUCGGUAGUCCUUAAUUUUCUUGGUUUGAAAAAACUAACAAACGACAUGGCCACAUUUAUGGUAUCUAUUAUUGUAAUUCUAGUGAAUUUUCUAAGGGUGGCGCAAUUACUCGGGGUUGCUGGUGGUCGUCUCUCUCCGACAAAUCGGGGGAGAACUAAAUGUUGAUUGACUACUAAUUCAGAAACGCUCUAUUCAGUGUUUGUAUUUAUCACAUGCGUUCUGUGAUGUAUGACUCAACUUGAACUUGAUGGCAAUAUCCAUGUUUUUGUCGUGAGCUGUGCAAGUAUCUCCAGGUGAGUGAAGUGAACAACCAGGGUGUGAAUUAUUCAAACUGUUGUACUCGGAGCUUUGGUGUCAUUUCCUCAUGUUGCAACUGCCUGUGAGAAAAGGAAAAAUAAGUUCACAUGUAAUGUGAUUUUAACCACUGUUGUCAAACAUCGUUUCAGUAAUCACAAAAGUUUAGGGCAACAAGAUAGUCACAGCCCAUAUUUUCACUUGUCGCCAAAUAGACGCCAGUGAACAUAAGUAACCACAGUACUUUACUCGCGAGCUUUCCGUUGCGAACAGUGAUAAAAAAGAAAAAAAAGAGUGACAUGUUCCACUAUCAACAGUGUAUUGUUUCCUUUAAAAAGUGUUUGCGUUUGUAUUUGCGUUGUAUUUGAGAAAAAUCGCCACACCUCACUUACCCCGAAAUCAGAAAUCUCCAAAACAAUAUAUAUAUAUAUAUAUAUAUAUAUAUAUAUAUAAUAAAUAAAAUGUGUGUGUGUGUGUGUGUAUACAUAUAAUAGAGAGAUAAUAGAAAUAAAUUUCUUAUAUAGAGUUUCCUUUAAACUGAUUUAAAGGAUUUUAUUUAAAUUCGCACCCUAUUGACUAUUGUUUUUUCGUAAGAUGGACUGAAAAGGCUGGAAACACCAGGCGAGAUAAAUUUAUUAAGAGUUGGGGGUUAUAGAGGGAGGGAGAGAGAGAAAGAGAGAGAGAGAGGUGCGCAUGGAGGAGGGGGGAGACCUGUUACUGCUGUGCCAACUGCGCGCUUUCACUGCGCAAAAGCGCACAGAAAUGUUACCGGCUCGAAUCUAGAUAUCAGUCUCCUGAUUCUUUUUCUUAUCAAAGCUUUUUCUUAUUUACAGAACAAAAUGAUUUAAUUUUACUCUUUAGCAUGUCUUCAGUAUUUAUGAAGUCAGUCCUCUUUUGACAUGAGGAUCCUGCGUCUCCACGCGCCUUUUCACUACUCACCGUUUCUAACAUUUAACUCGUUUUAAAUGUUUUGAGACCAGGACUGCGAGGAUGUGGACGCUACCGAGGACUCGGUUCGCACACUGUAACCGCUCGUCGAGCAGCGAUGAGAAAGAAAUCGCCGUGAACAUCGGCGGCGUGCGGCUGGUGCUGUGCGGGGACAUUCUGAACCGCUAUCCGGACAGCAGGCUCGCCGAACUUGUGAACUGCUCAACUCGGAGUUUUGAUGUCAUUUCAUCACUCUGCGAUGAUUAUGACCCUGGGAAACGAGAAUUCUACUUCGACAGAGACCCUGACUCGUUUAAAUGCAUCGUAGAAGUGUACUAUUUUGGGGAGAUCCAUAUGAAGCGCGGAAUCUGCCCCAUUUGUUUUAUUAAAGAAAUGGAGUUUUGGAAGAUUGACUUAAGCUACUUGGACGAAUGCUGCAAGAGUAACUUGACCGAGAAGGAGGAAGAGUUGGCGGAGAUUGCAGACAAGGUGAAACUGAUCCUGGAUGAUUUGGACUCUGAUCCUGACGUGAGCCGCAAUGAGAGGUGGCAGAAGUUCGUCUGGAAGCUCAUGGAGAAACCAGAGUCCUCGCUCCCAGCACGCGUAAUUGCCGUCGUGUCCUUCCUGUUCAUUCUAGUGUCAUCUGUGGUGAUGUGUCUUGGGACCAUACCGGACCUCCAGGUGGAGGAUUCCGAAGGUAACCGCGUUGAGCACCCGACCCUGGAUGCUAUCGAGACGGCAUGCAUCGGAUGGUUCACGGUAGAGUACGUACUGCGCCUCGCAUCUUCCCCUAACAAGGUGCGCUUCGCGCUCUCCUUCAUGAAUAUGAUAGACUUCCUGGCCAUUCUGCCGUUCUACGUGGUGCUGGUUCUCACGUACCUCGGCACGGCCAUGAUGGAGCUGGUCAACGUGCAGCAGGCGGUGCAGGCGCUCCGCAUCAUGCGCAUUGCGCGUAUCUUCAAGUUGGCGCGCCAUUCUUCUGGCCUACAGACGCUCACGUACGCGCUCAAACGCAGCUUCAAGGAGCUGGGUCUGCUCCUCAUGUACAUGGGAGUGGGCAUCUUCGUGUUUUCCGCACUCGGGUACACCAUGGAGCAAAGCCACCCGGAGACGUUGUUCAGAAGCAUCCCGCAGUCCUUCUGGUGGGCCAUCAUCACCAUGACCACCGUCGGCUACGGGGACAUCUACCCAAAGACCACUCUGGGCCGGUGCAACGCGGCUAUCAGUUUUCUGUGCGGGGUUAUCGCCAUAGCGCUGCCCAUACACCCCAUCAUUAAUAACUUUGUCAUCUAUUACAACAAACAGAAGGUGCUCGAGACCGCCGCUAAGCACGAGCUGGAACUCAUGGAGCUGCGCGCGCUCGAACUCGCGGUCAGAAGCGCCUCGCGCAGGUCUGACGCGCCCGGGACCAAGUGGGAAGGUGCCUUGCGCGCAUCGCGUAGCGAUACAUUCAUCCCGCUCCUUUCUGGAGCGCACAGAACUGAGAGAGAGCCCGUAAAGAAGAAAAGCCUGACUUAGGAAAAAAAAACUCGAUAGGCACUUUAGGUUUCGAGAGAGCUUGUGUUAUUAUGGUCAUUGUGCGCUAUAAACUUCUGUGCUGCAAUGUGACCGUCAAGCUGCUUGUGCUGUUUUCACUGGACAUCAAAAUGAGUUUCUCUUCAAAGUGUUAUUUUGUCUUAAUUAAAUAAAGUGCAUGUCAAACUUCAUGCGUAUGUGUUUCAGAUAAUUAUGGCGCAACUAAAAUACUUAGACUUUAAAAUAAAUUCAACAAUAUCAAAAUGAUAUGUAACUAACACACACAGUACAAUGAGCUACAAGUGUGAAACAUGACCUGAGGUCACAGUAGAAGUUGUGUUUGUGAAAAAAAAAAAAAUAUCAAGGAUUUACAGGACAAACAGCAAAUUUGAGGUAAAGUAUAAUUUCACAUAUUUUUAUAAUUUGAUUUGUGAUUAUGCUGAUGGUGAAUGACUGAACUGCAUGAAUUGGCAGGUUCUCUUGUUUCAUUUCAAUUAAUCAAUUCGAGAUGGGGUCAUGACGGGGGUAUAGCAUAAUAAAUUAUUUUGAACAAGUAACUUUGUUUACAAAAAUAAAUGCAUGCACAAAAUGUAACAUUUUUACAUGUUUUUUAUUAGUGUUACCACUCUUCCCAGUAGUGGGGUACAUUUCAAGAACAUCAUUAUUUGUACUUGAAAAACUGUUUAUAUUUGAAUAUAUUUUAAAAUGUAAUUUAUUCCUGUGAUGCAAAGCUGCAGCCAUUACUCCAGUCUUCAGUGUCACAUGAUCCUUCAGACUUCAUUCUACUAUUCAGAUUUGGUGCUUGAUUAUUAUCUGUUAUUAUUAUUAGUGCUAAAACAUAUGUUUAAAUAAAAUAUAUUUUCUUAUAUAUAUUUCUUAUAUAUUUUCAAUGUUAAAAAAUUUUUUAAUAACAGUUUUUUUCUGCUUAUUUUUAUGGAUACAUUCUUUGUAUAAAAAGUCAAAAAAAUAAUCAAAAUUAAUCAAUUUCUCUCCCCCCUCCUCUUUAAUGUUGCUUACACCAAACUUUUGAAUUACAGUUUCCACAAUUUUAUUUAUUUAUUUAUUUAUUUAUUUAUUUAUAGCAUCUUAGAAUGAUAUAUUUCACAAUAUUACUGUUUUUGGCUGCCUUUGUGAGCAUAAGGAACUUCUUCAAAAACAAACAAACAAAAAGUAUCCAGUUGUGUACACACACACACACACACACACACACACACACACACACACACAUACUGUAUGUGUGUUGUGUACACCAACUGUAUGUCUAUUUUUAUAAUAGUGGUGUUUUUUUUUUUUUUUAAUUCUCAGUGUUAUAAAGACUUACAA
Messenger RNA from Ctenopharyngodon idella (grass carp), 4431 nucleotides. RefSeq names its product potassium voltage-gated channel, subfamily F, member 1b (gene kcnf1b). The transcript has a single exon. Gene Ontology annotation, molecular function: voltage-gated potassium channel activity. Lineage: Eukaryota; Metazoa; Chordata; Actinopteri; Cypriniformes; Xenocyprididae. Bases 1657 to 3111 code for a protein of 484 amino acids. The record is from RefSeq and is a predicted model, not a curated record. Gene Ontology annotation, biological process: potassium ion transmembrane transport; protein homooligomerization. Gene Ontology annotation, cellular component: voltage-gated potassium channel complex; membrane.